This is a messenger RNA of Branchiostoma floridae (Florida lancelet), 1357 nucleotides long. RefSeq names its product glycine receptor subunit alpha-2-like. The record is from RefSeq and is a predicted model, not a curated record. Gene Ontology annotation, biological process: nervous system process; regulation of membrane potential; chloride transmembrane transport. The coding region runs from base 86 to 1333 and encodes 415 amino acids. Lineage: Eukaryota; Metazoa; Chordata; Leptocardii; Amphioxiformes; Branchiostomatidae. Gene Ontology annotation, cellular component: membrane; synapse; neuron projection. The transcript is spliced from 9 exons. Gene Ontology annotation, molecular function: chloride channel activity; GABA-A receptor activity; extracellular ligand-gated monoatomic ion channel activity.
GGUCGUGACCUAUGACCUAUAAUUUUCCCGCGUGUGAAAAAGUUCGUCUGUGACCUUCCUACUUUCCUCCUCUCGCAGGGGAGCGAUGUCUGUUCAGGAGACUGCCACUCCCACCGAGUCCUUCUUCCGCCUGCUGGACGACUAUGACCACAGGAUCAGGCCUAACUUUAACGGUGCCCCGGUUAACGUCACUUGUGACAUCUUCGUGCAGAGUAUGGGUUCUGUGAAGGAAACGACGAUGGACUACAUCAUCAACGUGUUCUUCCGCCAGCGGUGGAACGACCCCCGACUGUCCUUCAAACAGUUCAACGAGACGCUGACGCUGGACGCAAGUGUUGUCGGGAAGAUCUGGGUCCCGGAUGUGUUCUUCGUCAACGAAAAGGGUGCCAAUUUUCAUGACGUCACGACGGCAAACAGGAUGCUCAGAGUGGACCCGACGGGCACGAUACUAUACAGCACACGGUUGACCUUGACAUUGGCCUGCCCCAUGAACCUGUACAGGUUCCCUAUGGACAGACAACAGUGUGGACUCAAGAUGGAGAGCUACGGAAAGACGGAGGCGGACAUCAUGCUGCACUGGAAGUGGACCCGGCCGGUGGAGUUCGACGCCUCCGUGGAGCUGCCGCAGUUUUACGUGGAGAACAUCAGAACCAACAGAACAGUACAAAAUUAUAAUACAGGACAGUACACGCGGCUGACGGCGACCUUUGACCUGCAGCGUCAGAUGGGGUUUUACCUGAUCCAGGUCUACAUUCCCACAAUGCUUAUCGUCAUCCUGUCCUGGGUGUCCUUCUGGAUCAACAUCGAGGCUGCUCCGGCCCGGGUUGCCCUGGGAAUCACCACGGUGUUGACCAUGACCACCCAAGGGUCCGCCCAGGGCGGUGACGUCAAGGUGUCGUACGUCAAGGCCAUCGACAUCUGGCUGGCCGUGUGUCUGCUGUUCGUGUUCGCCGCGCUCAUCGAGUUCGCGGCCGUCAACUUUAUGUCGCGUCAGGACAAGAACCGGGACGACCGGAGGAGGAAGGAGAAGGAGGAGGCCGACAAAAACGAAAACGGAAAAGUUAUUCCGCCGCCGAAGGAGGACUACGCCACCUUGCGGCAGCGCACAUGGUUGCACCACGUCAAGAACGUCAGCCUAAAAGAAGAAGUGCCCUCUAGCUUGGACAUCAAAAGUGAGAAGUGCAGCAGUCAGCAGAGACCGCCACCCGAGCGGGAGCGGAACAAGUACAUGGAUCGCGCCAAGAACUUGGACCGCCUGUCGCGCGGACUGUUUCCGCUAGGGUUCUUCCUCUUUAAUCUGAUGUACUGGAAUGCUUACCUAUUGUUCUUGUGAGACCUCGAGUCAAGGUUGUUAGAU